AUGUUGGUUCAAGACCGUUUUUCACCUCAAAAAAACUCUUCAAAUCUAAAUCCAAAUUCAAAUCAAAAAUCUUACUUGAGAACCAAUGAUCUUCCUUCAAACCGUUUCACCCAGACUAAGAACCUCGACUUCUCCGUAUGGGUUUCCGACAAUCUCUACAAGAUUGUUUCAGUUGUUCUCCUCGUACUAACCGUCGCCGCGCUAUUCUUCCUUCGAAACGUUGGGGAUACAGCGGCGUUACUUUGUUUUGAGAAUAAAGCGCGUGAUCUCGAGAAGAUCGAGUUUCCGCGCGUGGAUUGGAAUAAGAUUACUCCGAUUGCUGAUAAAGCUUCCAAGUUUGCCAAUUUUCGGUCCGAGAAAUGGAUCGUGGUUUCGGUUUCGGAUUACCCGAGUGAUGCUUUGAAGAAGCUGGUGAAGUUGAAAGGGUGGCAGGUUGUGGCGAUUGGUGAUUCCAGAACGCCGGCGGAUUGGAAUUUGAAAGGUGCGAUCUUUUUGUCUUUGGAUGAACAGGCUAAUUUGGGGUUUAGGAUUGUGGAUUACUUGCCUUAUGAUUCUUAUGUUAGGAAGAAUGUUGGGUAUUUGUUUGCAAUGCAACAUGGGGCUAGGAAGAUUUUUGAUGCGGAUGAUAGAGGGGAAGUCAUUGAUGGAGAUUUGGGGAAACAUUUUGAUGUUGAGUUGGUUGGGGAGGCUGCUAGGCAAGAGGUUUUGUUGCAGUAUAGUCAUGAUAAUCCGAAUCGAUCCGUUGUGAAUCCUUAUGUUCAUUUCGGACAGCGUUCCGUUUGGCCUAGAGGUUUGCCGUUGGAGAAUGUGGGUGAAAUUGGACAUGAAGAGUUUUAUACUCAGGUCUUUGGUGGGAAACAGUUCAUUCAGCAGGGUAUUUCCAAUGGACUUCCUGAUGUUGAUUCUGUGUUUUAUUUUACGAGGAAAUCGGGUUUGGAACCGUUUGAUAUUCGAUUUGAUGAGCAUGCCCCGAAGGUUGCGUUGCCACAGGGGAUGAUGAUGCCACUUAAUUCUUUUAAUACAAUGUACCAUUCUCCUGCGUUUUGGGCUUUGAUGCUUCCGGCGUCGGUUAGCAGGAUGGCUUCUGAUGUUUUGAGAGGCUAUUGGGGACAGAGGCUUCUUUGGGAAGUUGGGGGUUAUGUUGCCGUAUAUCCCCCUACUGUCCAUAGGUACGACAGGGUUGAGGCUUAUCCUUUUUCGGAGGAGAAGGAUCUUCACGUGAAUGUCGGUCGUUUAAUCAAGUAUUUGGUUUCGUGGAGAUCAGAUAAGCAUAGAUUGUUCGAAAAGAUCUUGGAUUUGAGUUACGCGAUGGCAGAGGAGGGCUUUUGGACUGACAAGGAUGUGAAACUUACCGCGGCAUGGCUUCAGGACUUGCUAGCUGUUGGUUAUCAGCAGCCAAGGUUAAUGUCUUUAGAACUUGGUCGACCGAGGGCAAACAUUGGUCACGGAGACCAGAGGGAGUUUAUUCCACAAAAGUUGCCGUCAGUUCAUCUUGGGGUUGAAGAAACGGGAACUGUGAAUUACGAGAUUGCUAAUUUAAUCCGAUGGAGAAAAACUUUUGGGAAUGUUGUGCUUGUCAUGCAUUGCAGCGGGCCUGUCGAACGUACGGCCCUUGAAUGGAGGUUGCUUUAUGGGAGAAUAUUCAGAACUGUAGUUAUUUUGUCUAAAAAGAAGGAUGUAGAUCUUGUUGUACAGGAGAGCCAUUUGGACCGAGCAUACAAGUACCUGCCAAAAAUAUUCGAUCAAUUUAGCAGCGCAGAAGGAUUUCUAUUCCUGCAGGAUAAUACAAUUCUUAACUAUUGGAACUUACUGCAAGCAGAUAAAACCAAACUGUGGAUCACUAAUAAGGUAGCCAAGUCUUGGUCUUCUGUUAUAACCGAGGACAACAAUGCUGACUGGUUAUCUCAACAAGCAAGCAUGGUACAGAAGAUUGUAAGCAUGAUGCCAGCUCACUUUCAAGUAAAUUAUAAAGAAACAAGUAGCAAUGACAAGAACCUCUUGUUAUGCAGUUCCGAGAUAUUUUACGUUCCCCAGCGCUUGACCAGUGAUUUUGUUGAGCUUGUUAACCUAGUAGACAAUCUAGAGAUCCAUCAAAAGGUUGCAAUUCCCAUGUUCUUUGUCUCCAUGGAUUCUCCACAGAAUUUUGAUCCUAUUCUUGAUACAACAAUUUACAAGAAAAAACCUCCGACUAAUUCCUCAACUAUUUAUUCGGCUAAAGUCCCUGCUGUUCAUCCAUGGAGUGUAUCAAGUGAGCAAGAGUUUAUUAAGCUUAUCAGAAUAAUGGCUGAAGGAGAUCCACUCCUAAUGGAAUUGGUUUGA
Molecule: messenger RNA, 2319 nt
Organism: Vicia faba (fava bean)
Lineage: Eukaryota; Viridiplantae; Streptophyta; Magnoliopsida; Fabales; Fabaceae
Source: the annotation of a GenBank genome assembly